UUAUGUGGUUUAAGGCAAUAUUUCUGCUCUUCCUCUGAAACAGGAGGAAACCAAAACACUGCAAGAAGUGACCAGAUCCUGUCAUGCACAUACACUCUGCUGUAGACAUGAUUUACCCUCUGAUUCUCUCUGGGAUUUUACUUCACAUCACAGAUGGUGCUGGAAUUCAGAAAAUGAAUAUAGGAGUGAAAUCUGGAUCACCUGGCAUAAUGCCAUGUCUAUAUGAUAAAAAACAUAAAGAAAACCGUAAAUACUGGUGUCAGGGGUCACUAUGGUUUUCUUGCAGUAUAUUGGCAUAUGCAAAUAAGUCUGGAAAAUAUUCCCUCACUGAUUAUCCAGCCCAGAGUAUUUUUACAGUGCAAUGGAAGAAUAUGAAGACCUCAGACUCUGGAUAUUACUGGUGUGCUGUGGAAAUUGGCGGCAAAAUAGACGACGGUUAUUAUUUGUAUCUGACGGUACAAUCAAUUCCUGAUGUGUCUGUGGUGAGCAGCAGUGUAUCUGGACAUGAAGGUGGUGAUAUCAGUGUUCAGUGUUUCUACAGUUCUGGAUAUACGAAUAAAACCAAGCAGUGGUGCAGAUAUAAAGAUCAGAGAUGUUACAAAGAGAAGAAGACUGACACAUCCCAGAAUUCAUCAGUCCAGAUCAGUGAUGAUGGGCGAAGAUCCUUCACUGUGCUGAUGACUGGACUGAGACUCACUGAUUCUGGCUGGUACUACUGUUCUGUAGGAGAUUUACAGGCUCCUAUUCAACUCACAGUCACUGAAGCCAAAAGAUCAUUUACAACUGUUCCUGUGGCUACACCAUCUCACUCUAAGACAGACAUGCACACAACACAGCCAACAACCAACAUGAAUCCUACAACUAUGUCGACUGAUUCAAGCCCAGUGACAGACGUAGCUGAAAACCAUCCAGCUCUAACAGCAGCCACAGAGACUGUUAAUACUGAAAUACACAGCAAGGAUAAGCAAAACAAGCAUGAUGUGAUUCUGGUCAUGUUUCUUCCAGCAUUGCUUGUGCUGUUAGUGCUUGUUACUCUUGUUGCAAUAGUAACCUGUAGACUGAGAAAGAAACCAGAGAGAAGACAAAUUAGAGAAGAACAUUUUUACAGCACCAGAAAUACAAUGCCCUGUGAAAACCAGAUGACAUCCAACAGUCCAGCAGAUGCUGCACCUUCUUCAUCAGUGAACUCAGAAACUGAAGUGAUCUACACAUCUGUGAAAAAAGACCCAAGGCUAGUGCCUGGUCAUCCUGAAAGCCUCCCAAUGGAAAUUGGCCUGAUGCUCAUGGCCAAUACUGGCCCCAACGUUCCUCAAAUCAUUAAACUGCUGGACUGGCAGGACGACACAGACCAUUACAUCAUGGUCAUGGAGCGGCCCUCACCUUGCAUGGACCUGUCUAGCUUCGUCAAGCUCCACGGAGGAAGCCUCGACGAAGCAAUGGCACGACAGGUCAUGCAGCAGGUCAUUGAUGCCGCUAUCGUUUGCAGCAUGCGUGGUGUCUUCCAUCGGGACAUCAAACUGGAGAACCUGCUGGUGAACCGGGACACCAUGGAAGUCAAAUUGAUUGACUUCAAGUGUGCUGCAAUGAUGAAGAAAUUUGCCUACAAAUUCUUUUGUGGCACAAGAGCAUACUGUCCACCAGAGGUCAAUGUGAAGGGCAGGUACCAUGCAAAACCGAUGACGGCGUGGUCACUGGGGGUCCUAUUGUUUAAAAUGGUGUGCGGAUAUUAUCCCACAGACCUCGACCUGCACUUGAUCAGUGAGAACAACUGGACCAGACCUGACCUGUCAAGAGAAUGCUGCCAGAUGAUUUGCGCGUCUGAGCCUGAGCCACAGCAGAGACUCAGUCUGGAGAAGAUGCGUCUCCAUGGCUGGUUUAAAGAACUGCUUAUUUCUGUGUGGCAGGAAAUGAAAUGUUCAUUUCAGGUUCUGUCUUGUACUCAUUCUAACCGCCACAUGGCUUGUCCUCCGAUACUCUUUGGAGUUUUACUUUACACCGCAGGAACUUUGAGCAUGAAGACCUUGGAUCAUGUGACUGUAAGAGAAGAAGGAACCAUUACAAUCCCAUGUCUGUAUGAUAAUCAGUAUAAACUAAACACAAAAUACUGGUGUAAAGGGUAUCUUUGGCAUUCUUGCGAAAUUACAGCCUCCGCAAAUGCUAUAGGAAAAUGGACAAUAACUGAUUAUCCAGCACAGAAUAUUUUUACUGUGAAACUCAACAAUCCGACGAUUUCAGACUCUGGAUCUUAUUGGUGUGCUGUGGAGAUCGGAACUCAUGCAGAGCCAGAUGACAGAAAAUAUUUGUAUGUAACUGUUAAAAAAGACCCUGAUGUGUCUGUGGUGAACAGCAGUGUAUCUGGACAUGAAGGUGGUGAUAUCAGUGUUCAGUGUUUCUACAGUUUUGGAUAUAAGAAUAAACUGCAGAAGUGGUGCAGAUUUAAAGAUAAGAGGUGUUACACAGUGGGGAGGACUAACACAUCCCAGAAUUCAUCAGUACAGAUCAGUGAUGAUGGGAGAAGAUCCUUCACGGUGCUGAUGACUGGACUGAGACUCACUGAUUCUGGCUGGUACUACUGUUCUGCUGGAGAUCAGAAGGUUCCUGUUCACCUCUAUGUUCAGAGCGACAAUGAAUAUAAAGCCGAAAGUGAUAAUGCUGUUCUAUUUCCCUCCAUAUGCAGAAACCAAACAGCAAGCAAAGAUACGGAGGACAACAAGUGCUCUCCUGAUGACCAGAUGAACUGGAUUUUUCUCCUCCUCUAUACUGCUGUGCCGCUACUUCUGUUACUGAUGCUGGUUUUAGUAAUUUGGAGGCUUGUACAAAAACACAAUGGGGCUUUGACCAAACGAGAACCAGACAUCUGUUCAGUGGCAGAAGGUCCAAUGACUGUCACGUAUGACACUGUGGUCUUUAAGAAAGCAAAAAACCAUGAACCAAACCAGGUCUCCAUUAGCCGCUCUCCUGAACAAGUUGAAGUGAUCUACAGCACUCCGAAACUUCACUAAUAACAGAUGAUCUCUGGCCAUUCACAUUAUGAAUAUUACAGUCUGAAGUAAUGGCAUCUUUGCCUGUUUUACAUCAUGCCGUUUCUUUUAAAGCUGCAAAAGACGUCACAUGAGACAGAAAAAAGGAACCUCCGGAACACAUUUUAAAGUGUUGCAUGAGGGUCAUGGUUCAGCAGAUUAUUAUUUUGCUAUUAAGAUUUUUGCCACAUCUGUAAAAGUGUCACCUAUUAAUAAGCACCUAAUGUUUUUUUUUUUCUUUUUUUCUUUUUCACUUUUAUUCUUAGUCAAUGCGAGAAGCAAAACUGAAACAUCAUUUCCUCAUCAGAGGCUGACACAAUGAGUUCAGGUCAGCUUUUAGGUCAAUGAUUAGUUUGACCACUUCAGAGAACCUGAAAAAAAAAAUGCUCAUUUGAAAUCGAAUUGUUUUUGCAUAAAUAACUGUUCUGUUUUGUUUUCUGAGCUGCUAAAUACCUUUGCAUUAUUAUUUUUGAUUGUAUAAGAUUUAGUUGUAAAACUGUAUAAGUGCUUUCAUUUAUAGUUUAGAGAAUAGUUUAAUGGCUUUGCAAGUAAAAGUAUUAUAAAUGUUAUAACUUAAAAAAA
Messenger RNA from Cyprinus carpio (common carp), 3602 nucleotides. Its product is annotated as polymeric immunoglobulin receptor-like. The transcript has 23 exons. Gene Ontology annotation, biological process: protein phosphorylation. The coding region runs from base 84 to 3002 and encodes 972 amino acids. Gene Ontology annotation, molecular function: protein kinase activity; ATP binding. NCBI's taxonomy places the organism in Eukaryota, Metazoa, Chordata, Actinopteri, Cypriniformes, Cyprinidae. The record is from RefSeq and is a predicted model, not a curated record.